This is a messenger RNA of Fundulus heteroclitus (mummichog), 5026 nucleotides long. It is a transcript of the gene pth2ra, whose product is annotated as parathyroid hormone 2 receptor a. Gene Ontology annotation, cellular component: plasma membrane. Gene Ontology annotation, biological process: adenylate cyclase-modulating G protein-coupled receptor signaling pathway; cell surface receptor signaling pathway. The transcript is spliced from 13 exons. Gene Ontology annotation, molecular function: parathyroid hormone receptor activity; peptide hormone binding; G protein-coupled peptide receptor activity. NCBI's taxonomy places the organism in Eukaryota, Metazoa, Chordata, Actinopteri, Cyprinodontiformes, Fundulidae. The record is from RefSeq and is a predicted model, not a curated record. The coding region runs from base 495 to 2123 and encodes 542 amino acids.
ACUUCUUGCGGGAGCAGUCAGGUUGGAUGCAGUGGGCGCUCCGUGGGGAAAACGCCCACACCGUGAAGUGAUUCAUGCCACACGGAAAUGUGCUGGCACCCCAAAGUGGAGCUCAUUUCUUCCUGCUCAGGACUGCCUGCGCUCGCUGAUCGCCGCAUCGGCGGGUUGACGGGGAUCUCCGGUGCCAGCGCGCGUCCGCCCGCCGGGGUCUCUUCCCCUGCAGAGGCAGCAGUGACGGGGUCCUGAACGCUCCCCGGGGCGGAGGAGUUAUUUCUGGGAGCCCCUCUGCGUGCGGAGGAGUGAAGUGGAGCGGUUUGGGGAUUUUAGGAUUUGAUGAAUCCACCUGGGUUUUUGGAUCGCUACUUCAGGCAAAACUUUGCAAUGAUGUGAACAUUUUAUCCAAGGAUGCGCCGACAUCACAGAGGAUGCAGCUGAACACGCGUUUUAACAGCAUUUCUACCUAAAUAUCAGGGUUGAAAGCAGACCGACGAACUAUGAACUUUAUUUUAUGGAUCUUAAACUUUUUAAUUCAUUGGACUUGGAUUGACGCACAGAUGGGGUUCGGCGGUCCUCUCUCUGCACAGGAGCAGAUGUUCAUCCUGUAUGAAGUCAAAAUGCAGUGCUAUCAGAACCUGUCCAACAUGGAAUCAACAAACGCAGAUGAGGUUUGCCCUCCGGACUGGGACGGUCUCAUCUGUUGGCCCCACGGCUCCCCCGGGCAGAUUACCAAGGUUCCCUGCCCGUCUUACAUCUAUGACUUCAAUCACAAAGGACACGCUUACAGGAAGUGUGAAGUCAACGGCUCCUGGGUGUUUGUGGAGCAGUGGAACAAAACGUGGACCAACUACUCAGAGUGUCUACGCUUCCUCCAGCCCCUUAGUGAUGAGGAAGCCAGACAAGACUUCUUUGAGCGGCUGUAUGUCAUGUACACCACCGGCUACGCCGUUUCCUUCAGCUCUCUGCUAGUGGCCAUCAUGAUCAUUGGAUACUUCAGGCGUCUUCACUGCACGAGGAACUACAUCCACAUGCACCUGUUUGUUUCCUUCAUGCUACGGGCUGUCAGCAUUUUUGUGAAGGACAAAGUUGUCUAUUCAAGUGCCGGGUUGCAGGACUUUGACUCGGCGCUGAUGGAUAACCUGAAAACAGUGAGCAUUGCAUCACUCGACACGUCACAGUAUAUCGGCUGCAAGCUGACCGUGCUGCUCUUCAUCUACUUUCUGGCCACCAAUUACUACUGGAUCCUGGUGGAAGGCCUCUACCUGCACAGCCUCAUCUUCAUGGCGUUCCGCUCAGACUCCAAAUACCUCUGGGGAUUCAUACUCAUCGGAUGGGGGGUUCCUGCUGUUUUCGUCGCAAUCUGGGCGAUCGUCAGGGCAACGCUGGCAGAUGCAAGGUGCUGGGAGUUAAGUGCUGGUAACAUUAAGUGGAUUUACCAGGUACCCAUCUUGACAGCAAUUGGGCUCAACUUUAUUCUGUUUGUGAACAUCGUGCGAGUGCUGGCCACAAAGAUUCGAGAGACAAACGCAGGCAGAUAUGACACCAGGAAACAGUACAGAAAAUUGGCAAAGUCCACCCUUGUGCUGGUACUAGUGUUUGGCAUCCACUACAUUAUCUUCGUUGGAAUGCCUCAUACAUUCGAAGGACCGAGCUGGGAGAUCCGCAUGUAUUUUGAACUAUUCUUCAACUCCUUUCAGGGCUUCUUUGUGUCCAUUAUCUAUUGCUAUUGCAACGGAGAGGUUCAGACAGAAAUAAAGAAAACGUGGACGCGCUGGAACCUGGCCUUCGAGUGGGAGGGCCCAGUGGUUUGCGGCCGCUACCGUUACGGCUCUGUGGUUGUAGGUUUCAACAACAACAGCACCAGCAGUCAGUCUCACCUGGCCGGCGGAGGCCUUUCCACACGCUCCACCACACUCGCUUCGAGUCGGGCCUAUCGAAGCACCGGCGCCCCCUCGAUCAACGUGCACGCCACCCUCCCUGGCUAUGUGAUGACGAACUCAGACCCUUCCAUACCCGAAGAGCUUGAGGACAGCGGCCCCAAAAGAGUGGACGACAUCUCACUGAAGGAAAACCUGCCUGUGCUGAAUACAAGUGCAACAGCUGAAGAUGAAGAGGAAACGUUGUAGCAAGCAAACAAUGUAAAGCGACUGAUUAAAAUGCCUGCAGUUGGAGCCGUGCAAACCGUUACUGUCUUGUUUAAUUUAAAUUCUAAUGAGGGUAGCUAACACAAAUCAAAACUAAAAUGGAAGAAGUGUUGUGAACUCCAUACGGAUGAGUCAAUAUGGAAGAAGAUUAACACUUAUUCAUGGCACUGAUCAUGAAAAACCUUUUAUAUGGCUAAAAGGAGAGAGGAAACCUUUCUUUUUUUAUUCCUGGCUCAACAAGACACUCAAAAAAAUAUCAUUGGACCCAAGCUGUGACCCCGGUGCAGGUAUCAACACCAAGCAUAUGUAUUUAUGUAUUUUGUACAUGUUUCACUUUGUUUUAGUUAAUAUCCACAUGUAACAGCUCAUGUUGUACUGGUAUUAAGGGCUUUUGGGGCUGUUUUAGGCAGAUGGUGUGUGAAGACAGUUUCUAGAAGGAUACCGGCAUCUAUUGUGUUGGCAUGUAGUAAAAAUAAUACAAAUCAGAGGCUUCAGAUAACAAAAGAGCCCUUUUUUUUCCUCAUGAGCUUAACUCCAUUUAUUCAACUGCCUCUGGAGGCCACUCACUAGAUGUGUCUAUAACAAAAGCAAGCUGUUGCAUACAAGUACUGAAUUUAGGAACAUUUAUAUUAAAGGGUUUGUAAGUUCCUUCUUUUUCUUGCUGCUAACUGGUGUGCACCCUUAGUUAGAACCACAUCGGAGACUAAAGCGAAGCUCCAAUCAAAAGAAGCACACAGAAUAUUGUUUACAUAAAAAAGGGUGUUUUGUGACAACACUAGUAGCAUUACAGAUGUAAAAGCAAGCUAUUGUGUGGAAUGUUGUGUUGAUUAAACUUUGUUUUUUGCACAGAACUGUCCGUAAUUCUAAAAAUGUCCCAAGAUUCAGUCUAUGCUGAUCCAUAAUCUCAAUUCAAUUCAGAAUGAGUUUCAUUUUUUCAUGAGUAUUUUGUGUAAAGCGCUGACCUGGUGUUUUCUGAGGCAUUAUUUUACAGCUGGGUUCUGAGAAGCCUCUACAUACAGCAUCUUAUAUGUAUGUUGUGUUUUUCCUGUUUCAUUAUAGGACCUAGUUUCAUCUCUGUCAAAUUCAUGUGAAAGAAGCUUGAGCUUUAACAAUAAUAUGUCCAUAAGAAAAGAUAAGUUUUGCUCGGUUACAGCAUAUUUCAGCAGACAAAUGUCAUAUCAGCAAGUUGAAGAAAUUGAAUCUACAUUGAUUUUUGGAUGUGCUGCAUCAAUGCACUAUAAAAUAAAACAAACACAGCAACUCCUAAGCUGGUUGCACUGUUUCCUACCAUUUCCAAUAUCAAAUGGCGUACUGUUUUGCAGGUCCACCUCUUGAGGAAAUCAAAGGGGGGAUUGUAAAAGUCCUACCACAUCUUUGAGGUAUGUGUAUGAACGUUGAUAUACUCAUGUUCUAAACGGUAAACGUGUGUUGGGAUCAGGAUUAUAGAAUUCAGUGUUCUGCUGCAUAAGGGUGGGGAUGUCAUGUUUGCCGGGAUUUAUUUUUAAGUUCACAUUUAGGGUUAAACUGACAUAAGAAAAUCCAAUGCUCCUCAAGUCCCCCAAAGUGAUAAUUAUAAGCCUAAUGUAUCAGAAGAUAGGUCCAGGUCAGUUUCACUUUUAGUUUCAAGCAUGCUGCAUGCUGAGGUGAGUGAAUUGGUGAAGACAGCAGAGUGUAAUGAAGUAAUAUAAUUACUGGGUCAUUGCUUGGAUAUUUGAGUUACAAUUGGAUUGAGUCUGUAGCAGUGUUAAUACAUGGCACAUGGCAUGUGGAGCACAUGCAGCUGAAGCUUUUUGACAUAUAUAAUUAGUCUGUUGUAGUCUGGUUUAUCUUUUAGUCAGAUCGUAUGUUGUAAGCAGUUAAGGAGCUUUAAAAGAGUGAUAAUUUCCCAUGGAACUGUGUUUCCCUAUGCCAUUCAAAGAAAAGGCAGAUCUGAAGUUGCAUGAUAGGUGUUGGGUUAGGGUUUGGGUUACAAUUUUUAAAUUGUAAUUAAGGAUUAAUUGUAAUUAAUGUAAAAUCGUGUUAUGGCUUUGUAAGUUUUUGGAAGAAAUGGCCCAGACCAAAGACAAAAAAAUAAUUAUUCAAACAAUCAAAGUAGAGCAGUUGUUGUAUGAGGUAUUAUCCUUGGUUUAUUGUUGUAUGUUUAUAAUCAUUUUCAAAAAGAUGAGUUUGAUUGAUAGUCUCCAUAGUGUUGAACAUAGUGUAAACAUGGACACUCGCACCAAAGUCAUUGUUAAAUGUACCAGUACAGCCGACUUGAGUCUCAGAAUGCGUUUUAAAGUCACAUUUUAUUGCAAAAUCUUUUUUUGAACAAAAACUGUUCAACUGACCAUGAAACAUUAAACAACAAAAGAUGAUGAUUCAUCACUGGUCCUUUAGCUACUAUAGCCACAGUUGUGAAAUCAAUUACAAUGACAAUUACACUGUUCUACGUAUAUAAACAGCACUGAAAAAUCAGGUGUUAUGAAUGCUGAAAAGUAGUAGGUGUACAACAGAUUAAAUGUUGUAAAAAUAAUAGAGACACGCUAAAAACAGUCAAAAAACUAAAGUUUUACUCAAUUUUGCUGUGAGUAGCAGCCACUGUGAAUGCAGAAGUCAGCUUAUGAUCCUGUUGCACCGACGUUUCAACUUGUAAUCCCGACAUUAAUGCCCAUUCCAGUUGAAAUUCCGACUACAAAUGGAACGCAGCAUAAAGGCUCCCACAUGUUCAGGCGAACUGUGCGCAUCCUGUGAGCUGCAUGAACUCUGCGCUGACUCUCCACAGAUGUUCCACCCUUCAUAGUCAAGAGUACUGUUGCCUACAUUUCUUGUGGCAAAUUCCCACAAUUCCCAAACUUUCUGCCAGCGGGAUACAGUGACAGAACAGAUGGUAAAAUGUGUGAUUAGCU